Cotesia glomerata is the source of this 1773-nucleotide messenger RNA. RefSeq names its product aspartate--tRNA ligase, cytoplasmic (gene AspRS). Gene Ontology annotation, biological process: aspartyl-tRNA aminoacylation. Gene Ontology annotation, cellular component: cytoplasm; cytosol; aminoacyl-tRNA synthetase multienzyme complex. The coding region runs from base 129 to 1697 and encodes 522 amino acids. The transcript is spliced from 8 exons. Lineage: Eukaryota; Metazoa; Arthropoda; Insecta; Hymenoptera; Braconidae. The record is from RefSeq and is a predicted model, not a curated record. Gene Ontology annotation, molecular function: RNA binding; aspartate-tRNA ligase activity; ATP binding.
UCAAUUACAUCACUUAUUUUCCCGAGUUCAGUGAACGCAACACGACAGUGACACGUGAUAGGUAUUUUCUCGGCAAAUUUGACAUUUUAAUACUUAAAAAAUAUUUUUAAUCUAUUAAAUACUGUAAGAUGGUGGAAGGAAAAACAGAAGGAACUGAGCCAUCCAAAAAGGCUUUAAAAAAGCAACAAAAAGAAGCUGAAAAAGCUGCUAAAAAAGCUGAACGUCAACCUCAGAUGCCUGAACAAGAAGCGACUGAAGAUGUUUCCGUCGGACUUUACGGAAAUAUGGAGAUGAUUCGGAGUACAGAAUAUCAUUCAGAUAGAAAGUAUGUCCACAUAAAAGAAUUAAAUUUAAAACUUACCGAUGAAACUGUUUGGAUUCGCGGUCGCUUGUAUACCAGUCGUGCAAAAGGUAAACAAGUUUUUAUAGUGAUAAGACAAGAAGGCUCGACGGUCCAAGGUUUAGCUUCAGUCAAUGACAAGAUCAGCAAGCAGAUGAUUAAAUUUAUCUCUGGGAUUACAAAGGAGUCAAUAAUUGAUUUAGAAGCUACCAUAAAAACAGUUCCAACAAAGGUGACGUCUUGCUCGCAGCAAGACGUCGAGUGCUCGAUCCAAAAGAUAUUCGUAGUGAGCGCAGCCAAGUCUCAGCUUCCAAUUUUAGUGGAAGACGCCGCGAGGCCGGAGAAUGUUGAGAGUGGGCCCGCGAUCACUGUCAACCAGGACAUGCGGCUGGACUAUCGCUUCUUGGACUUAAGGACUCCCGCGAACCAAGCGAUUUACCGCUUAGAGUCCAGGAUUACUAAUUUGUUCAGGCAAAUUCUUUUGGAGAUUGGCUUUGAGGAGAUUCAUACUCCGAAGAUGAUUUCUGCCGCUAGUGAAGGCGGUGCUAAUGUCUUUGAGAUGCCUUAUUUUGGAAAAAAAGCUUAUCUUGCUCAGUCACCUCAGUUGUAUAAGCAGAUAGCUAUUGCUUCUGAUUUUGAUAAAGUAUUUACUGUUGGUUCAGUUUUCAGAGCCGAAAAUUCAAACACCCAUCGUCACUUGACAGAGUUCAUAGGUCUUGAUUUAGAAAUGGCUUUCAAAUCGCACUACCACGAAGUGGUAGACACCAUUGGUUACAUGUUCACAGAAAUGUUCAGAAGACUUCGUGAUAAGCACUCUGAUCUAAUUGCACUAGUGAACCAGCAGUAUCCAGCCGAGCCCUUUGAGUGGCUGGACCCGGCGCUGAAGCUUGAGUUUUCUCAGGCCAGAGAAAUGCUCGCCGAAGCUGGGGUUGCACUUGGAGAAGAGGAUGAUCUUUCCACUGCUGAUGAAAAGUUGUUGGGAAAAUUGGUCAAGAAAAAAUACUCUACUGAUUUCUUUAUACUGGACAAGUUUCCUUUGGCUGUCCGUCCUUUUUAUACUAUGCCUGAUCCUAAAAAUCCUAAAGCUUCAAAUUCAUAUGACAUGUUUAUAAGAGGAGAAGAAAUUUUAUCAGGCGCUCAGAGAAUUCACGACCCGGCAUUUUUAACUGAGCGCGCAAAACACCAUGGAGUUGAAAUUGAAAAAAUAAAAUCAUACAUAGAAUCCUUUGAGUACGGCUGCUCUCCACACGCAGGUGGAGGAAUUGGUUUAGAGCGCGUGGUGAUGCUUUAUCUCGGCUUGGAUAACAUCCGGAAGACUUCUAUGUUCCCACGCGACCCUAAACGCCUUACACCUUAAAUAAUUAUAAUGAUUAAAUUCAUUUAAUUAUUCUGCUUUAUAUUUUCAUAAUUAAUAAAGUUCAAUUAUAUAAUAA